This is a messenger RNA of Medicago truncatula (barrel medic), 1094 nucleotides long. RefSeq names its product transcriptional regulator SUPERMAN. Lineage: Eukaryota; Viridiplantae; Streptophyta; Magnoliopsida; Fabales; Fabaceae. The record is from RefSeq and is a predicted model, not a curated record. Bases 61 to 816 code for a protein of 251 amino acids. The transcript has a single exon.
UCCCCCACCCCAUUACCAAUAUCUAUCUAUCUUUCUAUCUUAAAUGUCAGUGACAGUACCAUGGCUACAGAUAUUGGCCUUCUUUCCAAUAUGACUCAGAUCCAAAAAUCAUCACAAUCACAAUCUCAACAACACCAACCAAACCCUAAUUCCAACACCACUACACCCCCCUCACCAUCUUCAUCAACUUGGAUGUGGAACCCUAAACAACACCAAGAACAAGAAGAUGAAGAUUCAUGGGAGGUAAGGGCUUUUGCUGAAGACACAAGGAAUAUUAUGAACACAACAUGGCCACCAAGGUCCUACACCUGUACCUUUUGCAGAAGAGAGUUCCGGUCAGCUCAAGCUCUUGGUGGUCACAUGAAUGUUCACCGCCGCGACCGUGCUCGUCUCCAUCAAACCCAACCACCGUUAAAUUCUUCUCAUCCUUCAUCACCAUUCAUAAAUAUUCCUCCACAAGACCUUGUUGCUAAUGCUGGAUUGUGCCUUCUUUACCAUUUACCAAACCCUAAUAAUAAUGCUUUUGCUUCCUUCAAUAGUUCUAGUCCUAAUGGAGAAUCUCCUUCUACUUUUCUCUCAAUCUCAUCAUCAACAUCUUAUCCUCCAAAUAAUUUGAUGAUGCAAAUGCAAGCUUGUUCUCCAUCUUUUAAUUUUCAAGUGGAUAAUUCAGCUAGGUUGAUCAACAAUAGCAUUUCUUCUUUUUCUAGCAAAGUGGACCAGCAACAUGCUACUUGCACCUCCAUUGAUGAUAAUGGUCAUGAAAUUGAAGAGCUUGAUCUUGAGCUCCGUUUAGGGAACAAGCCAACACCAACUUGAAAAGGCAUAGAUAGAUAUUUAUAUUUGAAGUUUGAACCAUAUAUGGUGGUUAAUUGAUUUUAGUGUAUGUGAAGAAAAUUUAAAUUCUAAAUUCCAACAAGUACUUUUAAAUGAAUUAUUUGCUCGAUCUCUCUUUUUCAGUGUGUGGAGAAGAAAGUGUACUGUAAUUUGUUGAUGAUUGAGACACCAUGUCCAGCUUUUACAUAGCUGAAAUUGAUAGGACUAUGGGAUUUAUUUUUUGGUUGGGGCUCUAGGGAUUAAUUUCAAUAAAAUUUCAA